This is a messenger RNA of Talaromyces amestolkiae, 2172 nucleotides long. RefSeq lists its product as uncharacterized. The record is from RefSeq and is a predicted model, not a curated record. NCBI's taxonomy places the organism in Eukaryota, Fungi, Ascomycota, Eurotiomycetes, Eurotiales, Trichocomaceae. The coding region runs from base 1 to 2172 and encodes 723 amino acids. The transcript is spliced from 6 exons.
AUGGUCAGAUCAAAAGCCAAACGAGCAGCUGCAGCUGAGCAGCAUGCACUCCAGCCUGAGCUAAGCCAGCAACAAAACGAAACACAAGAGCCAGGUCAGACAGACAAUCUGAAAAAUGACAUUCGAAAGAAGGUGCGAAUGAAUAUGGUGAUGAGGGAUAGUAUCGACAAGGAGGAGAUCAUAUCAAGUUAUGUUGAAGAUUAUCCUGAAAAAGCCGAUUGGAUUCGAGACAUUGUGCUUGGAUAUGCGUUGGUCCUCGAAGACAAAGCAGCCAAAAAGGCGGCCGACUCAUCGAAGCCUGAAAAUGGGCAGAUAGGAAGACCAAAGGCAGAGGCAGAAUCUACGCCUGUUGAUAGUGCUCCUCCAAGUGAAGCUUCACAGCGGGUCUUUGAAAACAAGAAUAAAAAGAAAAAAGAAAAGCCCGUCAAAGAGAAGAAGAAAGAGAAGAAGCCCGUUGAGAAGGUCAAGGAUCCAAUUCAGAGCUCGAAUAAUUCUGGUAGCGAGAAGGGCCAGCCAAAGCAAUUUUCACAGCCAAAGCAGCCAAAAUUUGAACAUUUAGUGUCCGACACUCUGACAAAACAAUCCAAGGCGAAGAAAGCAAAGAAGCCAAAGGAGAACAAAAAUGUGGUAUCAGAACCACUUUUGGAAAAGGAAUCAAAACUGGAAGUUGUUGACGAACACGCCGACCUUGUACAAUCUACAAAUGCAAUUCUAAACGAUUUCAAGGAACAUUUAGCUACUCAGCGCCUGACUUCUGAGGAGCACAAUAUUCCACGAGCGUCAAGGACACCGGAUUUGGAGCAUCAGCUUCAGUUUCUGAGUAUUUCAGAUGAAAACUCCAGUUCCUCGGACGAAAAUCCUCGUAGUAUUGAGCAUUCAGUGCUUGUUUCACCAACACUUGAGGACAUGGGAAACAAAAUGCCAUCUCAAUUUGGUCUCCUUGGGCAUUUGGCGUCACAGCAGUCUGAAGACCUCGUUGACCCGAGAGUAAUGCUAAAUACGAACACGCCGUUUUCUGCUUUCAUCUGUGGUCUACAGGGUAGUGGAAAGUCACAUACUACUUCUUGCAUAAUAGAAAACUGUUCCUUGCCCUUUCCCGCUCUUGGAGUACUGAAGAAGCCACUCUCAACACUCGUUCUUCACUAUAACGAGUAUAGCUCCAAUGUGAGUAAUCAACCCAGCGAGGCAGCGUUCCUUGCUUCUACAAUGCCAGAAUACAGCAAAAAAUUCCACAAGUCUAUUCCAGUCCGGGUUUUGACAUCGCCUUCCAACUUCCACAACCUCGAAAAGAUGUACUCGCAAAUUCCCAGCGUUAGCGUUCAUCCAUUCCGCCUUCAGCCUCAUCAUUUGAACAUUGCAACAAUGCUGUCGCUCAUGUCGAUGGGCAAGAAGGACUCCAAGCCCCUGUACAUGGCUCAACUGACUAGGAUCCUGCGUGAAAUGGCUCUCACUAACAAAGGACGAUUUAACUACUUUGACUUUCGGCAGCGGUUGAAGGACCUGCGCUUGGAUCGCACUCAGACACCAUUUUUGGAGCAGCGUUUGGAUCUGUUGGAUUCCUUCCUUGACUUGAAAGGAGUAGAUAAGACUGGCGGAGACUAUUUCGUUGAAGGCGGAGUCACGAUUUUGGAUUUGUCAUGCCCAUUCAUGGACCAGGACACAGCCUGUAUUCUGUUCAGAAUUGCAAUUGAUCUAUUCCUGCAUUCGUAUCCAUCUCGUGGAAAGAUGAUUGUGGCUGAUGAAGCACACAAGUACAUGACCAACACCGAAGCCGCAAACGCUCUAACAGAGACAUUCCUCAACAUCAUCCGCCAACAACGCCAUCUCGGAACUCGAGUCAUCAUCUCAACCCAAGAACCAACCAUAUCCCCUCGUCUCAUCGAUUUGUGCUCUAUCACCAUUGUCCACCGCUUCUCCAGCCCAGAAUGGUACCAAACAAUCAAGAAGCACCUCCCAAUCGAGCAAAAGAAGGACGACAAUGGCGAAAAUACUAUAGAUGCAAUGUAUGAGAUCUCAAGUCUUCGUACCGGUGAAGCACUGGUGUUUGCGCCCUCGGCACAUCUUCUGGAUGGUCAUCAGGAGGUGAUGGAUGUUAAGCAUAGGGUGUUUAAGAUGGUUAUUCGAAAGAGGGUUACGUGGGAUGGUGGUCAGACUAUCAAGGCUGUUCGAUGA